AUGGGUACAAAUUCUGAUGUAUCAAACCUGUCUCCGGCGAAACGUGCAAUUGUAAUCGGCAUGGACGGUGCCAGCAUGGAACUGGUCAAAAAUGUGAUUGAUUGGGGACACGCACCGAAUAUGGGGCAGUUGCUAGAGCAAGGGGUUUUUCGACCGAUGAUCGGCGUUUUUCCAACCCUAACCCCACCGGGGUGGACCGCACUCAGUACCGGUUCGUGGCCCGGCACCCACCGGGUGAUGGAUUUUAAUAUCCGUGCUUUGGGGGAGCGGCUGGAUCAGACCAUCUGGGGCAUCAAUACGAGACUGUGUCAAUCCGAAUACCUCUGGAAUCUAGUGGAGCGCGCCGGACGAAAACCGAUCCUUGUCAAAUGGGAGAUGUCUUGGCCCCCCACCGUGACCACCGGCAUCCAAGUGGAAGGGAACGGGACCGGGUGUAUCAAACCACCAUCAGGUUGCAGGCUAUCACCUUUUCGUCAGUGGAAAAGUGGACGCCCCGUCCGAUUGGUGGGAGAACGAGAUCCAGAGACGUUGGAUCCAAGUGGAUUACAGACAUUUGGCCCCUCAGAAGGCUAUACCGUUCCCGACGAAAUUGCGCGGGAGAUUGAUCAGGAAAUCGGUACUUUCCUUCAGAACCCCGGUCGGGAUGCGUUGGGCGUGAUAGACGAUGACACCUACUUUGAAUCGUUGGAAUACCAUCACCAACGGCUUGCCGAUGUCGCAACGCAUUUAACGAAGACGCGCGAAUGGGAUGUCCUGAUGGUGGAAACCCACGCGCCAGAUUACACAAGCCACUUCUUCCUGAGUCAAGCGGACGAGGUGAGCGGUGCACCUCCCGAAACAAUUCAACGCUGUCGAGAUGGUGUCAUUCGCACUUACGCUUCGGUAGAUCGGAUGAUUGGACGCGUGAUGGAACUUGCGGACGAUGACACGGUUAUCCUUGUCUGCUCAGAUCACGGCGGGACACCGAACCAAUUUCGUUCGGUAGACAUCACCCAAGUGCUGGAAGAGGCGGGCUUCAUCGUCUACAAGGAGGGAACACGAGAGAUUGAUUGGUCGAAGACCCGUGCCGUCGACGUUGGCUUGGUGCACAUCUUCAUCAACCUCAAAGGGCGUGAACCCGAUGGGAUUGUUGACCCCGCCGAUUACGAGGCGACACAGCGUGAAAUCAUCGCUGCCCUUCACGCCUAUAAAGAUUCAGAGACCGGUAGGCAUCCGUUCACGCUCGCACUGACGCACGCGGACGCUGAGAUGGUGAAUCUUACGAGUAACCUCGUAGGGGAUGUAGUUUAUGCCUUACGCCCGGAGUUUGAUGGUGCACACGGCAAGCAACUGCCCUCCGUCAGCUUUGGUAUCGCUGGGCAGCACUCGACGUUCAUUCUGUCCGGUGCGGGCGUCCGUCAAGGUGUAGCACUCCAGCGGCAGGUACGGGUAAUUGAUGUUGCACCAACGCUCUGCCACUUGUUGGCUCUCCCCACGCCCCGGAACGUCGAAGGCGGUGUUGUAUAUGAAGCCUUAGAGGAUCCGGAUUGGCACCUGAACGCUCUUGAAGCAUUAACGAAGGGUUAA
This is a messenger RNA of Geodia barretti, 1566 nucleotides long. Lineage: Eukaryota; Metazoa; Porifera; Demospongiae; Tetractinellida; Geodiidae. The record is from the annotation of a GenBank genome assembly.